This is a messenger RNA of Megalops cyprinoides (Indo-Pacific tarpon), 5508 nucleotides long. Its product is annotated as voltage-dependent calcium channel subunit alpha-2/delta-1-like. Gene Ontology annotation, cellular component: L-type voltage-gated calcium channel complex. Bases 308 to 3586 code for a protein of 1092 amino acids. Gene Ontology annotation, molecular function: voltage-gated calcium channel activity. The transcript has 40 exons. The record is from RefSeq and is a predicted model, not a curated record. Lineage: Eukaryota; Metazoa; Chordata; Actinopteri; Elopiformes; Megalopidae.
UACGCGCUUCCCAUUGUAGACCGGGGACACGGGCAAUACGUCGACCCCAUAUAAUAAAGACCACAGCGCUCGCAUCUUUGGAUGUACAUCGGCGAUUCUGGCACGAUCGGGAAAAACAAAGGGAAAAGCUCCAUCAGAAACAACCCAGCAGAGAUCAGUUUCAAAGUAGCCCUCAUGGCGGCUGAGCAGAUUAGCUAGCGGGGUAUCAGACAGUUAUCCGGCGAAGUGUCACUGUAGAAGCAGCCGUGGAGUCGCGGACUUGAAGGUGUCUCACGCAUCGUUCGCGCUCGGGGAAUUCGGACUCAUCAUGGAUGAUUGCAGGAUAUCCGUCGCCGUGCUUUUACUCCUGUUAAACAGUUUUUCUGCGGCGCAGUUUCCCACACAACUCAUAAUCAAGGAGUGGGUGGAGCAGAUGCAGCAGGAGCUGGUGUCACUGGCUGAGACAGCAAGCGGAGUCAAGAGCCUACCGCAGAUCUUCCUAGCUAAUCGAAAGUACUUCAGUGUGGAGUCCAAUAACGCUGCCCAGCUGGUGGCAAGUGCAGCCAGGAACAUCGAGAAGCUCCUGCUCAACCGAUCGAUGGCCCUGGAGACCCUGGCAACAGCGGCAGAGAAGUUCCAGAUGGCACACCAGUGGAAGAACGAGUUUGCGGGCGAUGACAUUGUUUACUACAACGCAAAGGACAAUCUGGAGGCGAAUGAGACCAACGGGGGCGAGGAGGGGAGGAAGAACCGGAUCCGGCCAGAGUUCAGGGAGGACCCCGCCUUCAAGCGCCUCAUCUCCUACAACCACACGGCCGUCCACAUCCCCACGGACAUCUACGAGGGCUCCACGAUCGUCCUUAACGAGCUGAACUGGACCGAGGCUCUGGAGGACGUCUUCAAGAGGAACAGGGAGGAGGACCCCACGCUGCUGUGGCAGGUGUUCGGGAGCGCCACCGGCCUGGCCCGCUACUUCCCAGCUUCUCCUUGGGUGGACUCGCGGAAGACGGCGAGCAAAAUCGAUCUGUACGACGUCCGCCGGCGACCGUGGUACAUCCAGGGAGCCGCCUCUCCGAAGGACAUGCUGAUUCUGGUGGAUGCGAGUGGCAGUGUAUCCGGACUUACCCUCAAGCUGAUCCGGACCUCUGUCAAUGAGAUGCUGGAGACCUUGUCCGACGACGACUAUGUCAACGUUGUUUACUUCAACAACGUCGUGCGCAAAGCCGCUUGCUUCAGCCACCUCGUCCAGGCCAAUGUCCGCAACAAGAAGAUACUGAAGGACGCGGUACAGAACAUCACGGCGAAGGGGAUCACCGACUACAAGAAGGGUUUCGAGUUCGCCUUCGAUCAGCUCUUCCUCACAAACGUGACCCGUGCAAACUGCAACAAGAUCAUCAUGCUGUUCACUGACGGAGGGGAGGAGAAGGCCCAGGAGAUCUUUGACAAGUACAACAGAGACAAGAAGGUGCGAAUUUUCACCUUCUCGGUCGGCCAGCACAAUUAUGACAAAGGACCAAUAAAAUGGAUGGCUUGUAAAAACAAAGGAUACUAUUAUGAAAUUCCCUCCAUUGGAGCCAUAAGGAUCAAUACUCAGAAAUACCUCGAUGUGCUAGGAAGACCGAUGGUGCUGGCGGACAAGAAAGCCAAGCAGGUCCAGUGGACCAACGUCUACCUGGAUGCCCUGGAGCUUGGCCUAGUCAUCACAGGAACCCUACCGGUGUUCAACAAGACCAUUUCCAAAGACGUGAAGGACGGAAACCAGAAAAAGCACCAGAAUCAGUUGAUUCUGGGGGUGAUGGCCAUCGACGUGUCCCUGGACGACAUUAAGAGGCUAACACCACGAUUCACUAUCGGUCCCAACGGAUACUAUUUCGCAAUCGACCCCAACGGCUACGUGCUGCUUCAUCCCAACCUCCAGCCGAAGAAUCCUAAAUUCCAGGAGCCGGUGACUCUGGACUUCCUGGACGCCGAGCUGGAGAACGACAUAAAGGUGGAGAUCAGAAAGAGCAUGAUUGACGGGCACAAGGGGGACCGUACGAUACAGACGCUGGUAAAGUCUCAGGAUGAGAGAUACAUAGAUAGAGGCAACCGAACGUACACCUACGCCCCUGUUAACGGCACUGACUACAGCUUGGCGCUGGUGUUGCCCGAGUACAGCUUACACUACAUUCAAGCGCGGAUCGGCGAUACCAUCACACAGGCAAAAUCAACACUGGGGCAAAUGGUUUUUGACACCAUGCAGCCGGAGAACUUUGACGAGUACGGAUACACCUUCAUCGCGCCAAGGGAGUACUGCAAGGAGGUCAAGGUUAGAGAGAACAACACGGAGUUCCUGGAGGACUUCAACAACUUCCUCAACCAGAACACCCCCAACCACCCGAGCUGCAAUGUCUCUCUGGUGAACAGACUUCUGCUGGAUGCCAGUCUGACCGCUGAGCUGGUGAAGCUGUGGAGGGAUCACGCACCGAGCGGAGUGGUCGCCAGGUUCGUUGCCACGGAUGGAGGAAUCACAAGGGUUUACCCAAAAAGCGCCGGCGAGGACUGGACCGAGAACGCGGAGACGUACGAGUCCAGCUUCUACAAGAGGAGCCUGGACAACGACAAGUACAUCUUCACGGCGCCGUUGUUCUACAACAAGAGUGGGGAUGCUGUUGCGGAGUCGGGCAUCUUGGUCAGCCGAGCGGUGGACCUCAACAUCGACGGCGUGAAGCUGAAGCCAGCCGUGGUUGGUGUGAAGCUCAGUGUCAGUGACUGGAUGGUCAGCUUCAUCAACGCCACAAUGAAGCUGAACUGUAAGGACGAGAUCUGUGGUUGCCUGAGAAACGAUAAGCACGUCGACUGCGUCAUACUGGACGACGGCGGCUUCAUCUUGAUGUCCAAUCAGGACGAGUACAUCUUUCAGAUUGGCCAGUUCUUCGGCGAGGUCGACCCCGUCCUGAUGCGGAGCCUUGUGGAAGUUUCGCUCUACUCCUUCAACAAGACGUACGACUACCAGUCGGUGUGUGACCCCGAGCGUGAGAGCAAGGCGGCAGCGGGCAUGCGUUCUGUCUACAUCCCCACGAUAGCAGACAUCCUUCAAUUAGGCUGGUGGGCCUCCGCGGCCACCUGGUCGAUACUGCAGCAGUUCAUUCUUAGCCUUGCAUUCCCCUCUUUCCUGGACGCAGCUAUGGAAGUGGAGGAGGAGCUCUCCGAGGUGCUCUCCAAGGAGAGCUGCAUCACCGAGCAGACGCAGUACUUUUUCGAGGACAACAACCCUUCCUUCGCGGGAGUGCUGGACUGUGGGACAUGCUCCAGGCUGUACCGGGCCGAAAAGGUCCUGAACACCAACCUGGUGUUCAUCAUCGCCGACGCGGCAAAAACAUGCGACUCCUGCGAUAAGAAGCCCUUGCGGCAGGCCGAGCAGCCCUCCUUGGGCCCAGACCCUUGUGAGCUCGCGAAGAAUCCCAGGUACAGGAAAGGACCGGAUGUCUGCUUUGACCACAACGAGAACGAGGACGACUCUGACUGCGGUGGGGGUACCAGCCUGAGCCCGUCGCUCUGGCCCAUGGUCGGCAUCCAGGCGGUGCUGCUCUGGCUCCUGACGGGGUCUAGGCACUACCCCUCAUGACCAGAAACACAGGACCAAGCACCGCCACCACGCUUACCUUUCAAGAUCCUGCCACAUUUUUUUUUGUUCUGAGGUCCUACAUUGACAAGCUGGGAGGGGGAUUUGGGGUGGGAGGGGGAGUUCAGAAUCAAGGCCAUCCCAGAGGUGAGAGACCAGGGAAGCGACCAAAAUGGCCCACGCUCCUGGGAGUGGCUCUGAGGGUGAGUGAGGAGGCAUCCAAAGCCAAACGCGCACCCCUCAAAGGCAACAGAGGGGAACUGCCUUGUCCCACAAGGGGGACGUCGGAGAGACAAGCUGCUUCAUUCACAUUGUUGGGUUUUGGUGUACUUAAUAAAAAAAUUUAUGUACAAUGAAUAAAAAUGGAAUUGAGAAUAUUACACUGCCAAGACAUUUCAGAUGAAAAAUGGCUGCUCCUUGCUAUACUGUAGAUUUAGGGAGUUUUUUUUUGUUUGUUUAAAUCUGAUUUAUGUUGAAGGAUUUGACAUACUAUUUUACUCAGUAUUCAGUUAUUUUUGUGCAGACCGUGACAAGAAAGGCCAAAAAAAAAGAUUUUAAAAAAGAAAAAGAAAGGCAGAUUCAGAAGGGAAGAUUAGUUCUCUUAGAACUUGUUCUGGUGAAAUUGAAGUGAACACAUUCUAAAAAUCCAUUUAUAAUGGUUAAAUAUUUUUUUUUAAUUGGACCAUAUGCAUAUUUGUAACCUUGAGUGUCCUCUUUUGACUCUAGAGGUAACCAAAUACGUGUUUUGGUAUCAAAUUGAAGCACAUCCAUUUGUGGUCCACUCAAAUGAAGGGAAGACACUGCCAGCUACUAGGUCAUGUCCUUGUCAUCUUGUCCAACCAUGCCAAAAGGCACAUCCUUGCCUCAUCCAUAAUGGGGGCAUAGACCAUUUAUUUCUAGCGCAAUUUAAAUAUUGAGACCUAGCCAAACCUUUUUUUUUUUAGUUGCCAUUUAUUUUGUCAAUUUUAAUGCUUGAGGCUAUUGAGCAGAGCAUUUCCUUUCCUGACAAUAUUAUUUUUGCUUUUUGAGGUCUUUGGUGGGCAUAUUUGCAUGUGGGUGUUAUUACAAGUUGCCUCGUUCAGUUUUGAUUGUAACUGUUACUUCAAAAACGUUGAAUGUAAAGGGACACAGCAAGUCAGGGAGUCGAAGGGUUUCACUCAUAAUGACAUCAGUGCAAAACUACUGAAUUUGACAAAAAUGUUGACCACUCGUUUCUGAUUGGUGUCACUUGAAUUCAGAGCAAGCAUGCCGUGCUGACUUUAAAUAUUCCCCUCUCAUUCAUUAAAAGAAAUCUGGUAAAGCAUGCCGCAGUUAACAGACAUAUGGAUAUCUAGGGUGCCCCAUUGGAAAUUGGUUGGAAGAAGAACACCUGAAUUGUAUCAAAUAUGGCUUUGACCAGGGAUCACACUGAAGUUUCCCACUCGAUUUACAAGUGGGAAGCAGGCCUUGUUUCUGAUCUCAUGUUCUAUUUUCUGAAAGCACCAGUUCCAGUGUCUGGGUGCAGGGCUUCUGUUGUAAGAAAGCACGCCUUGUUGAAUUCAAGUAUUUAAGUGAAUGAGGGGGGUUAGUCUCAAGGAAAGCCACUCAGUGCAGUUAAGAAAUUACUCUUUCAUCCUGCCAUAUGAUCCUGGCUGACAUGCUUAUAAUUGCGGUAGACAUUGGUUGUCUUACGGUCUACAACAAACUAUGAUUAAGAUGUUUCCAAAUCAGACAGACCCCUGCUAUAUUGUACAGAAUUUAAACUGCUGUGUGGUGAGUCUUGUCCCUGAAAUUUAAAAGGACUGGAUUUGAAAUCCCUAGCUUUACUGUGCAAUAUGAUUGUUUACAAUAGUUCUCUGACUUCAAAUAAUUCCCCUGUUUGUUCACGUCGUGUCACAUGUGGUAUAUUUGAGAUUUGGAACAUUUAUUAAUCCAGGGCCUUUGAU